AAUAGGUUACCAAUAUGAAGUAACCAGACACACACUCAAAAAUUGGAUGACCGGCUAUAUAUUCAAGCUCUCACAAGUUGACCAGUCGGCCAGUGAUCUCACCUAUAAAUACAGUUCCUACAGAAGAAGGAGAAGAAGCAAAAAAAGAUGCAAAUUUUUCCAGAAAGUCUCAUAAGACUCUGGAAUGGAUGGGAGAUCCGUGUGCUCGUUUUAUCGAGUCUCUUGCUACAAAUCACACUUAUCGAGCUCGGUGCUCGAAGAAAGUACAUUGCUGGAAUGUGGAUUUCAUUUAUUGUAUGGUUAGCCUAUUUAUCAGCAGACUGGCUAGCAACUGUCGCAUUAGGAAUACUUGCUAGCAGCCAAAAUGAUGAUUUUUCUACCAAUCCAAACUAUUCAAUCCAUGCAUUUUGGGCACCUUUCCUUCUCCUGCACCUUGGCGGCCCAGAUGCCAUCACUUCUUAUUCUUUAGAGGAUAAUGAGCUUUGUUUAAGGCAUUUUCUUGGAUUGUUAAUUGAAGUUGGUGUUGCCUUUUAUGUCUACUUAAUGUAUUUGGAUAACUCUCCUCUCACAUUUAUAGCCAUUCCAGUUUUUAUUGCUGGACUUGUUAAGUAUGGGGAGAGAACUUGGGUGCUUAGAUAUUCAAGCACCAAUCAACUUCAAGAAUCUUUAUCCUCGUUAUCUUCGGUUCCUUCUAACACAAGUAACGGAAACAAGAAGAUUCUUCCGCGAGGACCUUGUCCUUCUCCUUCUACCAAUUUUUUUCAUCGAGCUCAUUACUUGUUCAAAAUGUCUUUACCUUUAUUUGAAGAUCUUAUACUUGGGUUUUCUGAAUCAAACGACAGCCACUCUGUCAUAUCUUCUGUAAGUUCAUCAGAAGAAGCCUUUAAGCUUGUAGAAGUUGAACUCGGAUUGAUCUAUGAUGAGCUUUACACAAAAGCGCCUAUUGUUUAUUCUAAAUUAGGUCUCCUUCUUCGCUCUAUUAGUCUUUUAUCCUCAUUUAUUGCAUUAGUUGUCUUCUCAAUCACCAUUGAUGGUCACCCCCAGUACUCAACAGUUGACAUUGCUCUAACUUACUUAUUGCUAGUUGGAGCUUUUGUUUUAGAAGCAUAUGGAUUAGUGCGUCUCAUUUUCUCUGACCAGACAAUGAUUUGGUUAAGCAAAUCUGGAAGUCCACCAACUAAUUCUAUCUUAAGAACUGUGUAUUUUCUCCAUUUGCAUUACAGAAGUGGAAAAAGAUGGUCAGGAUUGAUGGGACAAUACAAUCUGAUUAGUUCUUGCCUGAAAAAUGAUCCGCCUGAGUGGCUAAAGUACUUUGGAAUUGAUGAACUGAUCAAAGACAUGGACAUAAAGAGGGUAGAAGUGAAUGCUGACGUUAAAGAUGCAAUCUUCAAUCAUAUUCGUAAGAAAGGCGAUCAACUUUAUCAGCAUGGUGAUUUAAAAGUUAAUAAAAUGUUGGACACACAAAUGUUUCGUAGUACCCUAUUGGCUCUGAGAGGAAAUGGAGCGCUUCAACAAGCCAUUACAGUAUUUCUUGAAGAUGCCGAUGUGUUCUUUGAAGCUAUAUCAUUUAGCAAUAGCGUAGUCAUUUGGCACUUGGCUACUGAUAUUUGUUAUUAUAGCGAUCUCGAUGAUCAGACUCAUCAAAAUAAAGACUAUUCUAAGCACACACUUAGCAAAACCUUGUCUGAUUACAUGUUGCAUAAUCUUGUGAUGAAUCCAAAUUUGUUGUCUAAAGAGAAUCAGAGCGGGCAUGCUUUUCAAGAUACAAAGGAAGCAAUUCAAGAUUUUCUUUUUAAAGGUGAUAUUGGCAAGAAGACGAGCUAUAGUGAAAAAGAAGCUUGCUUGAAAAUACUUGAAGCCAACUUUGCAGAAGACGAUCUCGAGAAACAAAUUUUUAGUACAGAACAGAUGAAGAGCUUUAUGCUAGUUGGUGGAUAUCUUCUUGCAAAACAAUUGAAGUCAACGGAAUUUGAGGAGAAAUGGGAUGUGGUAAGUGAAGUUUGGAUAGAAAUGGUUGCUUAUGCUGCGAGUCAUUGUGAUUGGAAGGAACAUGCUCAAAAACUUAGAAAGGGUGGAGAUUUACUAACUCAUGUUUGUAUUCUGAUGGCUCAUUUUGGUUUAAGUGAUCAAUUUAAAGAAGCUCAUCUGACGCAAUUCCAAGAGAGUACUUUUAAUUUGUUCGGUGAGUAAAGGAGAUCCCAAUAUUGGCCCCUGAAGGUUUGAUUCUGAUAGCCAUGAACUUAAAGAAGAGGUCUGCUAUUUUCUUUUUUUUUCUUUUUUGGUACAAACUUUGGAUUGGACCUUUAAUGGGGCAGGACAGGGACAAAGUUAUCAUUUUUAAUCUUUUUGAUAAAUUUGUGAUAUUAUAUCCUGUAAGAGAACUAGAAUGAAUUGGUAACCUUGCAAUUGAAUCUUUAUACAAGUAUAGCAUUGUGUCAAAAUA
Jatropha curcas is the source of this 2443-nucleotide messenger RNA. RefSeq lists its product as uncharacterized. Lineage: Eukaryota; Viridiplantae; Streptophyta; Magnoliopsida; Malpighiales; Euphorbiaceae. The record is from RefSeq and is a predicted model, not a curated record.